AUGACUGUUCUUUCUUCUGAGAACUGCUCUUCUCAGUACGAGGUAUAUCAAACAAAUCAGCCCCUAAAUGUUAGUGGUCUGCUGUUCUUGAUUUUAUUUGGGAAAACAUUAUUAAAUAUCCUCACACUAGGAAUGAGUAGAAAAAACACCUAUCAAAAUUUUAUGGGAUAUUUUUGCAUUUCACUGGCAUUCAUUGAUUUUUCCCUUUUGGUAAACAUUUCCAUUAUAUCCUAUUUUGGGGAUUUUGUACUUUUAGGCAUCAGGCUAACUAAAUACCACAUCUGCCUAUUAACUCAAAUUAUUUCUUUUACUUAUGGCUUUUUGCAUUAUCCAGUUUUCCUGAUAACUUGUAUAGAUUAUUACCUGAAUUUCUCUAAAACCACCAAACUUCCAUAUAAAUAUCAAAAAUUAUUUUAUUUCUUUACAGUAAUUUUAAUUUGGGUUUCAGUCCUUGCUUAUGUUAUGGGAGAUCCAGCCAUCUACCAAAGCCUGAAUGCACAGAAUGCUCAUUCUUAUCAGUGUCCCUUCUACACCAGCAUUCAGAGCUACUUGCUCUCAUUUUCUAUGAUGAUGAUCUUACUUGUGGUUUUAAUAACCUCUUGGCCAGAAGUUGUUGCUUUGGUACAGGCUGUUAGGAUAACUUCCUAUAUGAAUGAGGCUAUCAUAUAUUUUCCCUUUUCUUCACACUCUAGUUAUACCAAGAGCUCUAAAAAAAAACUCUUGCCCAAGCUUAUUAUGUGUUUUCUCGGUACCUGGUUGCCAUUUGUACUACUUCAAAUAGUAAUCCUUUUAUUUAAAAUACAGAUUCCAGCUUAUAUUGAGAUGAACAUUCCCUGGUUGUACUUUGUCAAUAGUUUUCUCAUUGCUACAUUUUAUUGGUUUAAUUGUCACAAGCUUACUUUAAACGAUACCACAUUACCUGAGGAUCCUUUUGUGAGCUGGAAAUUUUGCUUCAUUCCACUUACAAUACAUAGUCUUGAGAAAGUUGAAAAUCCUAUAUCUGUAAUUAUUUGUUAA
Orycteropus afer afer is the source of this 1017-nucleotide messenger RNA. It is a transcript of the gene GPR160, whose product is annotated as G protein-coupled receptor 160. The coding region runs from base 1 to 1017 and encodes 338 amino acids. Lineage: Eukaryota; Metazoa; Chordata; Mammalia; Tubulidentata; Orycteropodidae. The transcript has a single exon. The record is from RefSeq and is a predicted model, not a curated record. Gene Ontology annotation, cellular component: plasma membrane; signaling receptor complex.